CUCGCCAUUGGUCGGCUACUACCACGUGAACAGCCCACGAUGGAGGUUCACGACGUCGGCUAGGGACCCACGAUCGCACAGUCAGCUGCCUAAGGUCCAGUUGGCCAGUCGCAGCCAGCAAAAGUUCUUCUCAAGGCAGACGGGUGUAGCAGCCAAAUACCACGAUGGCGGACGAUGAGAGGAAACGUCUCGAGGAUGAAAAGAAGAGGAAACAGGCGGAGACCGACAGAAAGAGGGCGGAGGUCCGCGCCCGCCUCGAAGAGGCUUCCAAAGCCAAGAAGGCGAAGAAGGGUUUCAUGACCCCUGACAGGAAGAAGAAGCUUAGGCUGUUGCUGCGUAAGAAAGCCGCGGAGGAAUUGAAGAAGGAACAAGAGAGAAAAGCGGCUGAGAGGAGGCGCAUCAUCGAGGAGCGUUGCGGAAAGCCGAAGAACGUCGACGACGCUAGCGAAGCCGAGCUCCAGACGAUCUGUUCGGCAUAUUGGAACAGACUAUACGCGCUCGAGGGCGAUAAGUUUGACCUCGAGAGGCAAAUUAGGUUGAAAGAAUUCGAGAUCGCGGACUUGAACAGCCAGGUGAACGACCUUCGAGGUAAAUUCAUGAAACCCACGCUGAAGAAGGUGUCCAAGUACGAGAACAAGUUCGCCAAGCUCCAGAAGAAGGCGGCCGAGUUCAACUUCCGCAACCAGCUUAAGCAGGUUAAGAAGAAGGAGUUCACCCUCGAGGAAGAGGACAAAGAGAACGCGUCAAAAGAUAAGUUGCAGAAGAAACCCGACUGGUCGAAGAAAGGCGAGGAAAAGAAGGAAGAGCCAGCUCCUGAACCGACACCGGAACCCGCACCUCCGACACCGUCGCCACAGCCGGAGCCAACGCCAUCACCGACACCUGCGCCACCGCCAGAAGCAGCGCCGACGCCAUCGCCAGAACCAGCACCAGCACCUCCAGCAGAGGCUGCACCCCCAGCGGCACCAGCCGAGGGUGCUCCACCUGCCGAAGGCGCGCCAGCACCCCCUGCAGGUGCACCUGCACCAGCGGAGGGAGCCCCAGCAGCAGCACCGCCACCAGCCGAAGGUGCAGCACCAGCUCCUGCAGAGGGCGCGCCAGCUGCAGCUGCGCCAGCCGAGGGUGCCCCAGCUGCACCCCCAGCAGAGGCUGCGCCGGCACCAGCACCCGAAGCUAAGGUAGUACACUUACUUUUGAAAGUUACAAUGAACGUGAAGGCCAAUCGUCCGAUAAGUGGUUCGAAGUUCAUCACGUACGCGCCGGCAUCGUAACUUCGUCGAAGUUGGAACGGACGAAGGGUCACCUCGCUAUAUUUCCACUCGUUACAUCGUCAGAAUUUGCAUAAAACGUACAUGGAUAAGCAUAGAGUACGGAUACACAGAUGCGUCGAGUCAUAUCAUUCUCGGCGCGAUGGUUCAUGCGUUGCUUGUCAGCGUCGUCAUCAUCGUCAUCAUCAUCGUCAUCGUAGCCAUUGUUUUCGUCAUGCACACGCGUCAGCUUCAACGUCAUGGCAUGCGUCAUGCGUAUCAUCCCGAGGAACGAAAGCGAGUCGGAACGGAAAAACAGGGACGCUUGUCGUUCACGUGUUUUCCGUCGUCCCAUCGCGGAUUUUACGACACCCUGUCACACGAAGUAAUCAAGAAAUCAUCACUGGGCAAUUUUUCGCUCGUUUCACCCGAUCCUAGGACAAAAGUAUAAGCCGCGUUGCUAUUCUGAGGAAGGUCCUUUGUUGUUUGUGAUUAGAAGCGUUACGUCACGCUCGUGAUCCUACGGAUUUUUCUGUCGACCGAAAUCGAACGAGACUAACACGAAGUAAACAAGCAGCACAUACGCAACAUUUUUAUGUAAAUAAUUUAACGACGCGUUCUAUCAAUGAAGAUCAAUGCAGACGUCAUCGACACGCUUCCAUACACGAAAC
Messenger RNA from Eufriesea mexicana, 1918 nucleotides. RefSeq names its product troponin wings up A (gene wupA). The transcript is spliced from 14 exons. Bases 165 to 1271 code for a protein of 368 amino acids. NCBI's taxonomy places the organism in Eukaryota, Metazoa, Arthropoda, Insecta, Hymenoptera, Apidae. Gene Ontology annotation, biological process: muscle contraction. Gene Ontology annotation, cellular component: troponin complex. The record is from RefSeq and is a predicted model, not a curated record.